This is a messenger RNA of Ambispora leptoticha, 2838 nucleotides long. NCBI's taxonomy places the organism in Eukaryota, Fungi, Glomeromycota, Glomeromycetes, Archaeosporales, Ambisporaceae. The record is from the annotation of a GenBank genome assembly.
AUGCCUGCACUUUCAACUGAUGGAGGGAAAGUGACUUUAAAAAGCAGCUUCAAAGUCUCAAAAAGCAUUGAAGUAAUUUAUACGGGUGGUAAAGUUGCCAUAUCUCCAGAUGAAUCCUUGUUAAUUACCACAAAUGGCGAGGAUAUCGAAGUCACAAAGUUUGAGCAGAGAGAGCGAGUUUAUCGAUUGAAAGGGGAUACAGAAAUAAUUACCACUUUCUCAAUAACGCCUGAUGUCGCCACCGGGUCUGCCGAUAGUACCGUAAAAGUAUGGGACAUUGCACGUGGUUAUUGCACACAUAAUUUUCGUGGACAUGGUGGAGUGAUUAGCGCCUUGAAAUUUCAUCCGGAUAUAGCGAAUAGAAAAAUAUUGGUUUCUGGUGCUGAUGAUUGUAAAAUCUGUGUUUGGAAUUUAGCGACGCGAAAUUGUAUUGCAGUGUUGGAAAGUCAUGUUAGUAUGAUUCGUGGGUUGGAUUUCUCGCAUGAUGGUAAUUUUCUUGUUAGCGGAUCACGCGAUAAAGUAGUUAUUGUGUGGAAUUUGGAUAAGAAAAGCGUCGUAAACACUUUUCCUAUUUAUGAAACCAUUGAAACACUUGGAGUAUUAGAGAAAGGCAUAAGGUUUGACGAUGAACAAAAACACAAAGAAGAGUUGUUUUAUACAGGGGGCGAUAAAGGAAUCAUAAGAAUAUGGAGUUUAAAUACAGGAAAAUUGGUUAAAUCACAAAAAUCCGAAUCAAACACAUCUCAGAGUAUUUCCGAUAUAAUAUAUGUACGAAAAAGUGGAUAUCUUGCAGCAGUCACCCAUGACCAAAACAUACUAAUCUACGAACUAUGCAAUAGCGGACUAAAGAGAAUCAAACAAAUUGUCGGAUACAAUGAUGAAAUAAUUGAUCUCACAUACGUUGGAAAAGACGAAUCAUUACUUGCUAUUGCGACAAACACCGAGCAAAUUCGCGUGUACAAUGUCGAGACAUUUAAUUGUGAUAUUAUUUAUGGACAUGAAGAUAUCGUGUUUUGUCUGGACAAAUCUCAUGAUGGAAGAUUUUUUGUGUCUGGGUCAAAGGAUAAUACUGCUAAAGUGUGGGCAAUUGAUUUUUAUGAUGGCGAAAAAGGAGGCAGCAGUGAAAAUAGAUUUAAAUGUGUAGGUGUAUGUGUUGGCCAUACUGAAGCUAUUGGAUCGGUUGCCAUGUCGAAAAGAUCCUUAAAAUUUUGUAUCACGGGAAGUCGUGACCGUACUGUUAAAUGUUGGGAUAUAUCGUUACUUGAGAAUAAAGAUUUCAAAUCGUAUGCUGAGAAUACCAAACUGAAAGCACUGUUCACACAUCAGGCACAUGAUAAAGACAUUAAUGCAAUUUCAAUAUCAUAUAAUGACAAAUUAUUCGCCAGUGCCUCACAAGAUAAGACAGCCAAGGUUUGGUCAGUACAGGAUGGAUCACUCGUGGGAAUUUGUAAUGGUCAUAGACGUGGUGUUUGGUCAGUGCAGUUUUCACCAGUUGAUCAUCAAUUAUUGGUUACGAGUUCAGGAGAUAAGUCUAUAAAAAUUUGGUCUUUGUCGGAUUUCUCAUGUUUAAAGACGUUUGAAGGCCACACGAAUACGGUGCUACGAGUCUCAUUUCUGACUUCCGGGCAACAAUUAGUAUCAACCGGAUCAGAUGGUCUUGUGAAACUCUGGACAAUUAAAACCAACGAAUGUGUCAACAAUCUUGACAGUCAUACCGAGAAAAUAUGGGCAUUGGCUGUGAGUAAAGAUGAAAAGUUUAUAGUGACCGGUGGCGCAGAUUCGGUCGUGAAUUUCUGGCAGGAUUGUACGGUUGAGGAGAUGGAACAGCAAUUGAAAGAAGAGCAAGAAUUAAUACUAAGAGAACAAGAUCUGGCAAAUUACUUGCAAAAAAAAGAUUAUAGAAAUGCCAUAAUAUUAGCAAUGACACUCAGUCAACCAUUCCGACUACUAAAUCUAUUUUCCGAAGUACUGAAUAACCGAGACACAAAAAGCAUCACAGGAUCAAUUUCGAUCGAUAAUAUAAUUGCAACACUCACCACCGACCAACUAGAAAAACUACUCGGGUUUAUUCGUGACUGGAACACAAACGCGCGACAUUCACGAACAGCUCAGAUUAUUCUGAAUGCUGUUCUCACCGCGAAUUCAUUGGAAAAGGUUAUGGAAAUAAAAGGAAUAAAAGAUAUUUUGGAUGGUUUAAUUCCAUACACGGAACGUCAUUUCCAACGUCUUGAUCGCGCUAUCACAGAUUCGUUUAUUAUCGAUUAUACGUUAAAUGCAAUGGAUUUGUGGAAUCCAUUGGCUGAUCCUGUUUUAUUGGAGCCCCCAUUAACGACAGUAGCGGAUUCGAUGAUGGAUAUUGAUAAUAAUUCAAAGGAGCAUGAUAACGAGGACGAAGAAGGAAAGUAUGAUGAUAGCGAUAAGGAGAGUGAUGAGGAUGAAGAGAGUGAUAAAGAGAGUGAUGAGGUUGAAAAGGAAGAAAAAGAAGAAUACAAGAAUAAUAAUAAGGAUGAAGAUCAAGAUGACGAAGAGAGUGAUGAAGAGAGUGAUGAAGGAAGUGAAGAUGAUGAAGAGAGUGAUGUAGGAAGUGAAAAUGAUGAAGAGAGUGAUGAAGGAAGUGAUGAAGGGAGUGAUAAAGGGAGUGAUGAAGGGAGUGAUGGAGGGAGUGAUGAAAGGAGUGAUGAAGGGAGUGAUGGAGGGAGUGAUGGAGGGAGUGAUGAAGGGAGUGAUGGAGGGAGUGAUGGAGGGAGUGAUGAAGGGAGUGAUGAAGGGAGUGAUGAAGGGAGUGAUGAAGAUGAAGAGAGUGAUAAAAAUAGAGAGAGUGAUGAAGAAAGUGAGUAG